CACAAAUUGAUACCCUUAAUUGCCAGUGUUAAUUUAGCAUUGAUAUGGUUCCUGAUUUGUCGUCUCACUUCAUCACUAUAAAAAAAGGCUUUGCCAUCUCGUUUGUUCCUCGCAACUCAGAGGCAGACGAACCAUCAGCAAGACCUUCCUCCUAUCGACAGUACCACAUCUAGCUGAAGAUGAAGGCUACACAUACUACGCUGCUCCUGGCAGUCGCCUUCCUCGUGCUAGCAUCAGAGGCCACGGUGAAGGCGGAUGACAUUUGUGCAGGGUCAGUUCACAAGACGCCGAUACCGUGUGACCUCCCGGGUUGCCUGCACAUUUGCCGCGAGAAUGCGAAUGGGCUAGGGCCGUGCCCUACUUGCAACUGGACUGCUAACUGCAACGCGUAUACUGGAUUAUGCGAGUGCAAUAUCUGCAUGCCUCCUCCUUCUGCUCCUAGCCAACAAUAAAGCGAGUGAUAUACGUGUAUGCUAGCUUUCUGAUAUACUAGGAUAGUUUGUUCUUUGUAAUAAGAACGAUGCCGUAAUGGUAUGUCGGGUGUGAUCUACUCAUUGUAGAAUUUGAUGCUGCUCCAUGCGUUAUAUGAGAUGGUAUAUGAAGUGGGCUAUAUUAUUUGCUUUACAUUGUAGAAUUUUAACAUGGUCCCAAACUAUUUCAGCCGUCUUAUUCUUGGAUCAGAGGGCCAUAUGAUCUCUUAUCUUCCAAGAGGUUAGAUUACUAAAUAGGGAAAUGUUUUUUUUUUGGAAAAGCACCUAAU
Messenger RNA from Triticum aestivum (bread wheat), 760 nucleotides. RefSeq lists its product as uncharacterized. Lineage: Eukaryota; Viridiplantae; Streptophyta; Magnoliopsida; Poales; Poaceae. The transcript has 2 exons. The record is from RefSeq and is a predicted model, not a curated record. Bases 180 to 452 code for a protein of 90 amino acids.